AUGCAUAAAGUUAAAUAAAAUAGUACUUAGCAGGUUAUCAAAAAGAGGAGUUUAUCUUAGCUAAUACAAAUAGUUGAAGAAGAAAUUUAGUUUCCAGAUAACAACGUCACUGUAAUGUCAUCAAUUCAAAAGCAGAUUAAAAAGACUGAAAACUCAUUUGUUCCUAGCUCAGGAAAAGACAUUGGCUAGCUGCGUAAGCUAGUUUUAAAUCACGAAUAUUAUACAAGCAUAGAUGGCAAUAUCAUUACUGAGAAAUAUAUAAAAUUAAAAAGGACUAGGAGAGCCAUAAAAAAAUAAAAAUAUCAGCAGCAAUUUAUGUUCUUGUAAACAUAAGCUAAUCCUUUCUCAUAAACAUAAACUGCCUAUUUGCAACCUUAAUACUUUAAUUAACUUUAAAUACAAAAUAUGUAUUCUCCAGCUUUAGCGUAGAAUUUAUAGGGCACCAAUUAUGAUUAACAAUUAUCUGCUUUUUAGUAAAAUUAAAUCAUGCAUCUAUAAACUUUACCCUCCUUAGAAUAAGCAAACAGCUAAAUAAUGAAGCAAUAGUUGGGACAACAAUUGCUUGUGCCACAAUAAAGUCUUUAAAUUCAAUAAUAACAAUCUAUGAUUUAAAUAUAAAACCACUCCCAAAAUGGAGAGUACUAAGGAAUGGUUAACAAUUACAUGAAAAUGGAUAGAGUUUAACUAAGCGUUAAGAAAGAUGUGUCUAAAUUGGAUGAAGAAAGUGAAAGCAACUUCUCUGACGAUUACGAAGAAAGCAGCGAAAGUGAUUAAAUGGUUUAUGAAAAAUUUUCUUAUACUUACAGUUAUAUGUAGAACGACAGAAAAAAAGACAUAACAAUAGAACACCACGAUUUAAAAAAAUUGGUGCCUAACCAAUACCUCAAUGACACAAUAGUUAACUUUUUCUUGAAAUUUUUUGAGGUUGAAAUCCUAAGCUAGGAAAUGAAAGAAAAGGUACUCAUAUUCAAUACAUACUUUAUGUCUAAAUUGGCGCCAAAUGACCAAAUAGAACAACUAUCUUCAAGUAGCUUUGAAGUCAUAAAUGGCUUGUUUGAAAAAAAUUACUAAGCUGUACGCAGAUGGAUUAAAGAAGAUAUCUUUGAAAAAUAAUUCCUAGUAUUUCCUCUCAAUUUACCUGAGCACUGGUCAGUCAUCAUAGUCUGCAACCACAAAAACUUAUUCGACCAAGACGAAAAAAGCGAAGCUAGACAAUAAAAUAGCUCAGAAAAUCCUACUACCAUAGAUGAAGACGAUGAAUAAGACUAAGACAAAGAAAUAAAGGACGAAAACUCAUCAAAUAAACCAAAAAAAGAAUAUAACAAGCCAUGUUUAGUUUACUUUGACAGCUUUGGACUACUUGAUCCAAAGUACUCAAACAUGAUCAGAUUAUAUCUCAACAAGGAGUAUGAAACGAAGAAAAAGAGUACCAUAUAAAAGAACAUAGUUUAUAACGAGAGAACAUUACCUUCGCAUUAACCUCUAAUUCCUAGAUAAACAAACUACGUAGACUGUGGACUAUACUUGUUAGAAUAUGUAGAGAAUUUUUUGAACGACCCUUAAUAGAUCCUUAGUUUAUUCAAUAAUACGGAAUUUGAUGAGUGGAUCCAUUUAAGAUGGUUCCCUAGAUGUAACAUACAUAAAAAAAGGAAGUUCAUUAAAGAACUUUUGAUAGAUUUAUCUAAGCUAAGUAAAGAAGAGGCAGCAAAGAAUUAUUAACAAAAGAGAGCUAAUUUAUUAGAGCUUAAAAAAGAUAAUGCUAGCUAAUAUGAUGAAAUAGAUAUGGAAGAAUUUGAAGACCAUAUUGAUGAGAUAGCUGAGUAUGAAGAAGACUAUCCUAAUACUUAGGAAGAAAAACAUAGACAACUCUUAGAUUUCUAUAUGAAUCCCAAUUUUAACAAAUACGAUGUGGUUUGA
Tetrahymena thermophila SB210 is the source of this 1917-nucleotide messenger RNA. Its product is annotated as Ulp1 protease family, carboxy-terminal domain protein. Gene Ontology annotation, biological process: proteolysis. The transcript is spliced from 8 exons. NCBI's taxonomy places the organism in Eukaryota, Ciliophora, Oligohymenophorea, Hymenostomatida, Tetrahymenidae. The record is from RefSeq and is a predicted model, not a curated record. Gene Ontology annotation, molecular function: cysteine-type peptidase activity.